AUGUAUAGUUUCCUCCCUCCGCCUCCUCCGCGCUAUUCGACUCCCCUUGCGUAUGCGGCGGGCACCGAGAACGGGCUUCCUGUGGUCUUGACGGAGACGACCAAUGUCGUCAAGCAUCCCGAGGGCGGAUGCCCCUUGCAACUGGGUGAAGGCAUCUACGAGCUUCGCGACGAUGUCCAUCUUGCGACGCCUCCGCCGCACCCCUCCGAACCGAUCCAGAUGAACCCCAAUCCACUGUCGACCGCGCCGACGCCGCCCACAUCUGGCGUCAAAGUGACGCCUGUGAUACUUAAAACGGUCAACGAUCCCCCCGCCCUCGCUAGGACCAGUACGCGGGAGAGUUCGGGCUCGGGUCGUCGCAUGCGACGCUCGAAAGAGAAGGCAUCGGAAAAUGGGGGCGCGAACUUCGGCGAUUCCAAGGACACGUCUGGGUUGAAGCGGCGGAAGCCGAAGAACAGCAUCGUCAAGAGCACGUCGACGUUUGUCUCGCGCGCGAUCACCAACGACUAUGCGCUCAAGAAGCUGACGGAUAGGAACCCCGAGGGCCUUUUUGUGUUUGCGAAUAUCAAUCGCGCUUUCCAGUGGCUGGAUUUCAGCGCCAAACACAAACAGGACCCCAUCGCAAAAAUCCUCUUUACAAAGGCGCAGAUUAUGUGCCACGAUGUGAACGAACUGACGAAGAGCGUUUCGCAUCUGGAUGUGAUCGUUGGGUUCUCCACGGGUGACAUUCUGUGGUAUGAUCCGCUGUCGCAGAGAUAUGCGCGAUUGAAUAAGAACUCCUGCAUCAAUCCUACGCCCGUGACGCAUAUAAAAUGGAUCCCGGGCUCCGAGAAUAUGUUUAUGGCGGCGCAUGCCAAUGGAUGUCUGGUGAUUUAUGACAAGGAGAGGGAAGAGACGCAAUUUGUCGCUGAGGGAUUGGUGGAUAACAUAGGCCAAGCGGAAGAAUCAGGUGGAUUUCCCGAGCCUAUGAUCAAGAUUCUGAAAUCGAUCAACUCACCGAAUCAAAAAUUUAACCCUGUCGGGUGCUGGAAUGUCUCGAACCACCAGGUUAACAACUUUGCCUUCUCGCCUGACCGGCGUCAUGUUGCGAUUGCCAUUGAGGAUGGAACACUAAAGUUGAUGGACUACUUGGAACAACGGUUGUUAGACGUCUUUCCAAGCUACUAUGGGGGUCUUCUCUGCGUGUGCUGGUCCCCGGACGGCAAAUACAUCGUGACGGGCGGGCAAGACGACCUGGUAUCGAUCUGGUCCUUCCACGAGCGGAACCUGGUGGCGCGGUGCCACGGGCACAACUCGUGGGUGUCGUGCGUGGCGUUCGACCCGUGGCGCUGCGACGAGGGCACGUACCGGUUCGGCAGCGUCGGGGACGACUGCCGGCUGCUGCUGUGGGACUUCAGCAGCGCGAUGCUGCAUCGGCCCAAGGCGGCGCAGGGCACGACGCGGCAGCACCGCAACAACAGCAUCGUGGCGGGGCUGGCGCAGGCGGUCCGCGGCCGGAAGACGGACCGCUCGUGGACGGGACGCCUGCGUUCGGACUCGUCGCGCACGGAGAAGACAGCGGCGGAGCGAGAGGAUGGCCCGGCGGUGUUCCACGCGGUCGACCCCAAAGCCACGACGGCCCAGCUGCCGCCCAUCCUGUCCAAGGUCAUCGGCGACGACCCGAUCACCUGGAUCGGGUUCCUGGAGGACAGCAUCAUGACCUCAUCGCUGGAAGGGCACAUCCGGACGUGGGACCGGCCGCAGGAGCGCGACAGCGACCGCGCGGGCUCGUCGGGCUCCGGCGCGCCGAAUCAGGCAGGCGGAGGCGGGUAG
Messenger RNA from Ophidiomyces ophidiicola, 1812 nucleotides. RefSeq lists its product as uncharacterized. Lineage: Eukaryota; Fungi; Ascomycota; Eurotiomycetes; Onygenales; Onygenaceae. Gene Ontology annotation, cellular component: cell tip; nucleus; cell division site. The transcript has 5 exons. Gene Ontology annotation, molecular function: protein binding. The coding region runs from base 1 to 1812 and encodes 603 amino acids. The record is from RefSeq and is a predicted model, not a curated record. Gene Ontology annotation, biological process: carbon catabolite repression of transcription.